Fragaria vesca subsp. vesca is the source of this 2515-nucleotide messenger RNA. Its product is annotated as translation factor GUF1 homolog, mitochondrial-like. The transcript is spliced from 12 exons. Gene Ontology annotation, biological process: positive regulation of translation. Gene Ontology annotation, molecular function: GTP binding; mitochondrial ribosome binding; GTPase activity. The coding region runs from base 1 to 2028 and encodes 675 amino acids. Lineage: Eukaryota; Viridiplantae; Streptophyta; Magnoliopsida; Rosales; Rosaceae. The record is from RefSeq and is a predicted model, not a curated record. Gene Ontology annotation, cellular component: mitochondrion.
AUGGGUUUUCUGAGCAGAGCCUCUAAAACUCUGAAACCACCAAAGAACCUUUCUUUACUCCAAACCCACUUAAACCCUUUAUCUUCUUCUUCUUCUUCUCAUUUACGACGCAACCCAAUUGGCUCUGGCUUCAGAUUCAGCCAAACUUUUUGCUCCCAUUCAAAACAGAACAGCAAAGACGCCGUGGAUUUGAGCCAGUUCCCAACUGAGAGGAUCAGAAACUUCUCCAUCAUCGCCCAUGUCGAUCACGGCAAGUCUACUCUCGCUGAUAGGCUCCUGGAGCUCACUGGGACCAUUAAGAGAGGCCAUGGUCAGCCUCAGUACCUUGACAAGUUGCAGGUGGAGAGAGAAAGGGGGAUUACUGUAAAGGCGCAGACAGCUACCAUGUUCCACAAGCACAAUUUUCAUGGUGGGGAUAAGGUUGGAGGCAGUGGAGAACCGAGUUUUCUACUGAAUCUGAUUGACACGCCGGGACAUGUGGACUUUAGCUAUGAGGUAUCGAGAUCACUGGCCGCUUGCCAAGGUGCGCUUUUGGUUGUUGAUGCAGCUCAGGGUGUUCAAGCGCAAACUGUGGCAAACUUUUAUCUUGCGUUCGAGUCUAACUUGGCGAUAAUACCUGUCAUCAACAAGAUUGACCAGCCGACUGCUGAUCCUGAACGUGUCAAAGCUCAACUUAAAUCAAUGUUUGAUCUGGACGCAAGUGAUGCUCUUUUAACAUCUGCGAAAACAGGACAGGGUCUUGAGCAUGUCCUUCCCGCAGUCAUAGAACGCAUACCACCUCCUCCUGGGAAGAGUGAUUUGCCUUUGCGGAUGCUUUUGUUGGAUUCAUACUAUGAUGAAUAUAAAGGAGUUAUAUGCCAUGUUGCUGUAGUUGAUGGGAUGCUGCGCAAGGGGGACAAAAUUGCAUCUGCCGCAACUGGCCAAGCUUAUGACAUUUUGGAUGUUGGAAUCAUGCACCCAGAGCUUACUUCCACAGGAGUCCUUCAUACUGGACAAGUUGGGUAUGUUGUGAGUGGCAUGCGUUCGACCAAAGAGGCACGUAUUGGGGACACACUUCAUCAUAAUAAAACCAUCGUCCAGCCCCUGUCAGGGUUCAAGCCUGCAAAACAUAUGGUGUUUUCUGGUCUUUACCCUGCUGAUGGAUCUGAUUUUGAGGCACUUAACCAUGCAAUCGAGAGACUGACCUGCAACGAUGCUAGUGUCUCUGUUACUAGAGAGAGUAGCACGGCACUAGGUCUGGGUUUUAGGUGUGGUUUCUUAGGUUUACUUCACAUGGAUGUUUUUCACCAGCGACUUGAACAGGAACAUGGAGCUCAUGUAAUUUCUACCAUUCCAACUGUUCCCUAUAUUUAUGAGUAUUCUGAUGGGAGCAAAGUAGAAGUUCAGAAUCCUGCCGCGUUGGUUGCAAACUCCAAGAAACAAGUAACAGCCUGUUGGGAACCUACAGUUCUAGCUACUAUCAUUAUUCCUAGUGAGUAUGUGGGGGCUGUAAUCACCCUCUGCUCUGAGCGGAGAGGUCAGCAGUUGGAGUAUACUUUCAUAGACAGUCAACGAGCCUUCAUGAAGUACCGCUUGCCUUUGAGGGAGAUUGUUGUCGACUUUUACAAUGAAUUGAAGAGUAUUACAUCAGGAUAUGCAACAUUUGAUUAUGAGGACUCAGAAUAUCAGCAAUCUGAUAUGGUCAAACUUGAUAUCCUUCUGAAUGGACAACCAGUCGAUGCUAUGGCAACUAUUGUUCAUAAUUUGAAGGCGCAACGUAUUGGUCGUGAACUGGUGGAGAAGCUGAAGAAAUAUAUAGACAGGCAAAUGUUUGAGAUAACUAUACAAGCUGCAAUUGGAACAAAGGUUGUUGCAAGGGAGACGAUUUCUGCUAUGAGAAAAAAUGUUCUUGCCAAGUGUUAUGGUGGUGAUGUUUCUCGAAAGAGGAAGCUAUUAGACAAGCAAAAGGAAGGGAAGAAGCGAAUGAAGCGUGUUGGUUCUAUAGAUAUACCUCAGGAGGCAUUUCACGAACUACUAAAGAGUUCAUAGGAAACAAUCUGAAUAGCCGAUGGCCUAUAGUUUAUGUGGCUUAUUGUUGGAGCCAACCUUCAGGGUUUUACAGAAAAAGAUUACUUUGGCUUGCCUUCACGGUGAGGAAGAUAACGAGGUAGAGGAAGCUGUUGGAAUAUCAAAAUUAAAUAAUGUGGUGCAUUGGCUUCAAAGAGGCCAUCUUAUGAGUUAUCAAAGUUUUGGAGUGGAGGAAGACCGAUUUUUUUAUCAAUACUGGUAGUUUCUUCCUUCUUACAGAUCGCGCUGCGGUUGUAAUAUAUUGAUUUAUAGAUCCUGGUCAAAUAAUGUCUCUGGUUAGUUGAUAGAGUAAACUGUCUAAGUUGCAACUUUGUCUUCUGAAUGCCCAUCAGAGCUUAUUUAUUUUUUCUGAACAGUCAUACUUUGUAUCUAGCAGCCAGUUGGUAGUGUGCUGCAAUAUUAUUGAUUGACAAUCAUAUUUUCAGAACAGGGUGAGCCUGUGAAUAAA